Molecule: messenger RNA, 2467 nt
Organism: Myotis myotis
Lineage: Eukaryota; Metazoa; Chordata; Mammalia; Chiroptera; Vespertilionidae
Product: CMP-N-acetylneuraminate-beta-galactosamide-alpha-2,3-sialyltransferase 4
Exons: 15
Coding region: 39-2168 (709 amino acids)
Biological process (GO): deadenylation-dependent decapping of nuclear-transcribed mRNA; glycolipid biosynthetic process
Cellular component (GO): nucleus; P-body
Molecular function (GO): hydrolase activity; RNA 7-methylguanosine cap binding; sialyltransferase activity
Source: RefSeq, a predicted model, not a curated record
CGUCGGGGUCUGCGCAGGCGCGCUCUCCCGUGGGCAGCAUGGCGGACGCGGCCCCUCCGCCGAGCAAGAGGAAGCGCGAAGUGGCCGCCGCAGGGGAAGACGCGCCCGGCACAGAGGACAAGGAAGCCAGAACAGCCGGCGUUGGGAAUGGCACCGCUGCCCCUGCCCACCUCCCUUUCUCCGGCUUCAGAGUGCAGAAAGUGCUGCGGGAGUCCGCGCGGGACAAGAUCCUCUUCCUGCACGGCAAGGUGAAUGAGGCCUCUGGGGAUGGAGAGGAUGCCAUUGUGAUCCUGGAGAAGACACCAUUCCAGGUGGAACAGGUGGCCCAGCUCCUGACGGGCAGCCCGGAGCUCCAGUUGCAGUUCUCCAAUGAUAUUUACAGCACCUAUCACCUGUUUCCUCCGAGGCAGCUGAGUGAUGUAAAGACAACCGUGGUUUACCCAGCCACAGAGAAGCACCUGCAGAAGUACCUGCGCCAGGACCUCCACCUGGUUCGAGAGACAGGAGGUGAUUACAAGAACGUCACCUUACCCCACCUGGAGUCCCAGAGCCUCAGCAUCCAGUGGGUGUACAACAUUCUCGACAAGAAGGCGGAAGCCGACCGGAUUGUUUUUGAGAACCCAGAUCCCGCUGACGGCUUUGUCCUCAUCCCCGACCUCAAGUGGAACCAACAGCAGCUGGAUGACCUGUACCUGAUCGCCAUCUGCCACCGCCGGGGCAUCAGGUCGCUUCGGGACCUCACCGCGGAGCACCUGCCGCUGCUCAGGAACAUCCUCCGGGAGGGGCAGGUGGCUCGAGGCAGCCGGGAUGUCAGCUCUUCCCAAGAACCCUGCUUCCCGCUGAGAAACAUGAUCAGCAAGUCCCCCCCUCUGUGCCUGUGCCCCGCAGGCUGCAAGCUCCUGGCCAUGCUGGCACUGGUCCUGGUCAUCAUGGUGUUGUACUCCAUCUCCCGGGAAGACAGGUACAUUGAGCUUUUUUAUUUUCCAAUCCCUGAGAAGGAGGAGCCGUGCCUGCAGGGUGAGGCAGAGAGGAAGGUCUCUAAGCUCUUUGGCAACUACUCUCGGGAUCAGCCCAUCUUCCUGCGGCUAAAGGAUUAUUUCUGGGUGAAGACGCCCUCUGCCUACGAGCUGCCCUACGGGACCAAGGGGAGUGAAGACCUGCUCCUCCGGGUCCUAGCCAUCACCAGCUACUCCAUUCCGGAGAACCUCCAGAGCCUCAAGUGCUGCCGCUGCGUGGUGGUGGGCAACGGGCACCGGCUGCGCAACAGCUCGCUGGGAGAGGCCAUCGACAAGUACGACAUGGUCAUCAGGUUAAACAACGCCCCCGUGGCUGGCUACGAGGGCGACGUGGGCUCCAAGACCACCAUGCGUCUCUUCUACCCGGAGUCCGCCCACUUCAACCCCAAGGUGGAGAACAACCCCGACACACUCCUCGUCCUGGUCGCUUUCAAGGCGAUGGACUUCCACUGGAUUGAGACCAUCCUGAGCGACAAGAAGCGGGUGCGGAAGGGCUUCUGGAAGCAGCCUCCCCUCAUCUGGGACGUGAACCCCAAACAGAUUCGGAUUCUCAACCCCUUCUUCAUGGAGAUCGCAGCUGACAAACUGCUGAGCUUGCCAAUGCAGCAGCCACGCAAGAUUAAGCAGAAGCCCACCACAGGCCUGCUGGCCAUCACCCUGGCCCUCCACCUCUGCGACAUGGUGCACAUUGCCGGCUUUGGCUACCCGGACGCCCACAACAGGAAGCAGACCAUUCACUACUACGAGCAGAUUACGCUAAAGUCCAUGGCGUUUGCUUCCUUGGCUGCCUUCGCAGGGCUCAGGUCACAACGUCUCCCAGGAGGCCCUGGCCAUCAAACGGAUGCUGGAAAUCGGAGCAGUCAAGAACCUCACUUACUUCUGACUUGGGCAGGAGCUGCACCCAUCGGUCUGCCCACUCUGCUACCUGAGCAGCCCCCAGCCAUAGCUGUGGGGGUGCCUGUGCUAGCAUGGCCAGCUUGGACUCCCCCUCGCCUGUGUGUGUGGGGGGUCCCAGGACUGGCCAGGCCCAAGAGGGGGCCAUGCCCGGCUGCUCUGUGGAGGCCAGCUCGCCAGGAUGGAGGCCGGGAGCGGUGGGAGCCCAGUGGAGGAAUGGGGCCCGCGGCUGCCUGUCCGUGCUGGGAGGUUAUUUAAUGGGCUAUUUAAUUAACGGGAAGGAAGUGCUGUGGGCUGGUCCCGUGGCAUCCAGAAAAGGGGCAUAUACAGUGUCCGGACCAUUUUUUAUAAAAACACAAACAAGAUGGGCCCACUGAGGCCUAGACCCAGAGCAGGCCUCCCCGGAGGGGGGUUGUCUGGAGCGGGUGGGGGUCCUCCUGAGAGGGGCUGCUCCUCCCAGCGGGCAUGGGAAGAGCAGUGGUGGGGUGUUCCCUGGGGAAGGAACCUCAUCUAGAAAAGAGGUACCAAACAAAUUAAACUAUUUUUCCUAAAACAAA